Molecule: messenger RNA, 2104 nt
Organism: Papaver somniferum (opium poppy)
Lineage: Eukaryota; Viridiplantae; Streptophyta; Magnoliopsida; Ranunculales; Papaveraceae
Product: cytochrome P450 76AD1-like
Exons: 2
Coding region: 142-1710 (522 amino acids)
Molecular function (GO): heme binding; monooxygenase activity; oxidoreductase activity, acting on paired donors, with incorporation or reduction of molecular oxygen
Source: RefSeq, a predicted model, not a curated record
CUAAUAACCCAAAUAAAACCAGUCCUCAGAUCUGAUCAGAAUAACAGAAGAAACCAUUUCCUAGAUUCAAUUACCUAAAAUAGGCAUCAUAAGCAACCUAAAUCAUCUUCAGUUAGUUGCAAACAUAGUGUCAGAUACUUGAUGAUUUCUGAAGUUUCUAAUUGGUCAGGGUGGAAGGAUAUUGUCAGCAACAAUGGAGUAGUCGUCUCUGUGGCGGUUACCGUGGUGGCAAUCUCUUGGUCUAUAAUUAGCAGGAGGAGGAACUGCGGAAAGUCGUUGCCGGGACCGCGAGGGUUCCCCUUGAUUGGCAACCUUCUAUCUCUAGAACCUGAUCUCCAUUUUUAUUUUACAAAGUUAGCUAAAGUUUAUGGUCCAAUUUACAAACUUCAAUGGGGUAUGAAAUGUUGUGUUGUACUGAAUUCUCCAGCUCUGGCUAAGGAAGGCCUCAGAGAUCAAGAUGCUAAGUUUGCUGAUCGCGACGGACCUGUCGUGGGGAUGGUUUUAUCCUAUGGUGGUAUUGACAUGGUAUGGAGUUCUAGUGACAGUGAAUGGAGAAAACUUCGAAAGAUAUGUGCCCAUGAACUGAUGAGUAACACAAAUCUUGAUUCUUGUUACAGUCUCCGUAGAAAUGAGGUUCGAAAGAUGGUGAAAGACUUGUACAGCAAAAUCGAAACACCAGUCGACGUCUACGGAGCAGUGUUCACAGCGAACCUUAAUGUGAUAAUGAGUAUUCUGUGGGGUGGCACACUGGUUGGGGCCGAGAAGACAAGUGUUAAUGCAGAAUUCAGGCAACUAUUUCAUGAGAUUGUUGAGCUGAGUGCUCAGCCUAAUGUUUCAGAUUUUUUUCCGUUUCUUGAAUGGUUUGACAUACAAGGUAUUGACAAGAAAGCAAAGGCGCUAUUAGCAUGGAUGGACCGAAUCUUUGCUUCAAUAAUCGAUCAGCACAUGAAAUUGGAAAGGACCGAGGUGCAACACAAAGAAAGCAAGGACUUUCUGCAAUUUCUUCUGGAGCUCAUGGAGAAACAGGAUCCUAAAACACAAAUUACCAUGACCCAGAUGAAAGCAUUAUUCAUGGAUAUUGCUGUUGGGGGGACAGACACAACAUCGGCGACAGUGGAAUGGGUGAUAACUGAAAUGAUGCAGAAUCCAGAUAUGAUGAAAAAGGCUCAACAAGAGUUAGAAGAAGUGGUCGGGAAGAACAACAUAGUGGAAGAAUCUCAUAUCUUCAAGUUGCCUUACUUGGAUGCAGUUGUAAGAGAAACCCUUCGAUUACACCCGCCAGGUGCAAUGUUGGUUAGGCGUUGCCCUGAUUCACCUUGCACAAUUGGUGGUUACACUAUUCCUAAAGGUGCUAAAGUGAUUUUCAAUGUGUGGGGAAUGCACAUGGAUGCAGACGCUUGGAGCAAUCCGUCAGAGUUUCUACCUGAGAGGUUCUUAACUAGUACUCCUGAUAAUAUGAAAAAAUAUGAUUACAGAGGAAAUAACUUCAACUAUCUUCCAUUUGGGUCUGGGAGGAGGGUCUGUGUUGGGAUUUCUCUUGCAGAAAGAAUGGUAACGUAUCUAUCAGCUACGCUAUUGCAUUCAUUCGACUGGCAGUUACCUGAAGGUACAAAACUCGAUCUCACGGGGAAGUUUGGUAUCGUUUCGAGGAAGGCGAUACCACUUGUGGCUGUACCUACUCCUAGAUUUUAUCCUGAAUUUUACGAGUAAGACAUAAAUGAAGUACCAUGACAUUGCAGUUGAGUUGAGAGGCACAUUUCGUUGAUAUUGGGAGUGGGACUGUUAUAACGGUAAUAACAAUUCGUGGCGGAUCCAUAAUAACGGCUAUUUUAACGUUUUUUCGGCUUUUGUUUCUUUCUUUCUUUCUUUCUUUCAGUUUUCCCCAGUAAUACCAUUUUCUGAUGGCUGUUGUAACUUGUAACUCUUAAAGUCUAAACGGUCGGAGAUAGUUGCUUAAAGAGAUGGGAACUAGCAAAUUCCAUUCCAGACGUUUGCUUUGUUCCUUAUUUCACAACACUUGAUUAGAUUUUGACUAUCCCAUUUGAUAGGUUUGUAUUUUAAUUUUGAUUUUCGCUUGUGAUUUUAUUACGGCUGUUUUGUUUGA